Cyanidioschyzon merolae strain 10D is the source of this 2025-nucleotide messenger RNA. RefSeq lists its product as hypothetical. The coding region runs from base 1 to 2025 and encodes 674 amino acids. The transcript has a single exon. The record is from RefSeq and is a predicted model, not a curated record. NCBI's taxonomy places the organism in Eukaryota, Rhodophyta, Bangiophyceae, Cyanidiales, Cyanidiaceae.
AUGCAAAUCGAUGCUGAGAGAUACAAGGUGACUCUUACGAGCCCGAGGUCCCUCUUAUCACCACAAAACAUCAAGCUGGCGUUCACACUCCCUGAACAGCACGCUGCUGAGCAUUCCUGUUCUCGCUCAGUAAUCGCGCGCCACCGUUAUUACGCUUUGACUGCGAAUGGGGGAGCUGCGGACCAAAACAUCGGCGAUUCCGAGGACACACGCAAGGUGGGUGACGCUGUGCCUGACGUCGCAAAUAUCACCGGUGCACUGGCCUCUGGCGGUACGGCUCACGCUCGCGAGCGCUGCUACCAUGUAGCGUCUGCGAUGCGGAUACCCGCUAGACCAGAUAAAUCCGUCGUGUUAUUCCGCGAUCGAUACGUCACACAGGACUCGUGGAAGAUCUUCAACUGGGCGCCUCCAUUGGCGAGCUCGUCCAAGUUUCAUCUCUAUACGCGAGCAUCUCCUCUUCACGCAAAGCAAGUAUGGACUGCGUCAGCAUCCCGUCUCGGAAUGCAUUGGAACGAGAACGACCCACCAGUGAGCCGCACACCGGCACCGCCCGAUGCACACGAGCGCCGAUCUCAAAUUACCCAGGUUCUGGCGGCCGCGAAGUCGAGCCGCAGCCCCGCAAAACCUCAUCCGGAGCCACCUGCGAGCGAUCUUCGCUCGCCAGAAUGCAGAGCGGGUGCCUUCGCAAACGCCGCGGAGCCGUUGUGGGACCAGGAUGCUCGGAUAAGCGCUGGUUCGAACCACGAUCACAUGUCACCAUCCCAGGAAAGUGAGGGCAUGCACGCCACGCAUCCCAUGGGAACCGAUGAACAUAUCGAGAAAGGCGCUGAUCCGCUGCUUUUGGCUAUGCCCAUGACUCGCGCCGUCGCGAAACAGCGUCGAGCUGCGUCUCCAAUGCGCGCUGAGAACGCUCGUCAGCGUGCGAAUCGACUAUGGGUUCCAGCGAGAAUAUCGCACAAGGCUUCGAAGCGGCGAUCCAGUGCGGAUUCGAGACAGAGGAACGGACCUGGUUUUUCUCAAACUCGACCUGCUGAGCUGCUGAUCCCCGUUGGAAAAUUGCGGCCCGAAUCGGAGCACCACGAAGAUCCAGGACGUGUCAUCAAGCCGGAAGAAAUGGCUCGUAUGGGUAGAGUUUUUCGGGAGCGCUUUCCAGAGCCUCCAUCCGCCUUGAGCAGCAUCCCAUCGAGUGGCUGGUGUCUAGAGCGCAUUACUGAAGAAGCAAGCGCUUGGUGGCGGCGCAACUACAGCGAGCAAUCCGAGACGUGGUUCCAGCGCUGGCAUGCGUACGUGCGUUUCGUGCGGCAGCGUCUCAGUCGGAGCAGGUCGAAAACCGCUCGAAUUUCUGCUGGGUGCGCCCGCCGCUGGCUGGCUCAAUUCCUUCGAUCGAACGUCGCGGUGGAUGCACACAGCGCGCCAUCGAGCUCGUACACCGAUCAGUCGGAUGCCGCCGCUGAACGGCCAGCACAGACGCACCCAGUACCACUAUCCGUGCGCAACGGUUCCAUGAUGAAGCGCUCGUUUGCGACGUACCCAAGUUAUACACCGCAAACCAGAGCGCGAUACCGCCGCUACCAGUACAGAGAAUGCGAUAUGAUCUCGCUGCCGGUGGGUUGCGAUGCACGCACACUGCUGCGCUGCUUCAGCGAGGACGCACCUUUGCGCCAGGCACAGGCACUGCCUGCCAAAGAACCAGUGUGGAUACGAGGUCUGCCGGGCCAGGGCACACGACGAUGGCCGGGUUACAUGCUGGGCACACUGGACAGACGCCUCAUUGAUGUCGAUGCAGGCGUUUCGCUGGUUGCAGUGCAAGCCGCUGACGGGAAUCCAGAGUACGUCGCAAAUGCGCAGAUGUACGUUCUGCCGCAGCACCAAAUAGAACCAUUUCGUGCCUCCGAAGUGAAGGCAACGUUUGCAGCAGAGCUUGCUCUUCGACGGCCAGCGUCCCGCCAGAGCGCUCGAUUCGAACAUGCGUUCAGCGAGGUGUACGCUUUGUUUCUGCAAAAUGCUGGUUCACAAUGCGUGUGA